GUAGGUAAAUUAUGCACAAGUAGUUUGAAUAAGACAUCUAGCCUGAUGGAACACAAGUAGCUGGCUCAGUCCAUCAGAUACUAUACAGAUCUCUCAGAAGGACAGUGAUGUGUGUUGGUGCUGCAAGACUGAUCUUCAGAUUUCAGUGAGUUCUCCAGCAACAUAUCAGUGAUGGAGCACCGUCUGUUUGUGCUCCUGCUUUUCACAGGAGUUUUUCCCCUCGUCCUGUCUGUCACUCGUAAGUACUAUCUGAUCCAGGAGGGGAGAACAUGGAAUGAUGCUCAAGCUUACUGCCGAGCCAAAUACACUGACCUGGCUACCAUCGACAGUGAUAAUAACAUGGUCCAACUUCAGAAGGUAGCACAGACACAACUAUUCACGUCUGAUGCUUGGAUUGGACUAUACACUAACAUCAACAGCUGGCACUGGUCCUUGGAAAACGAGCCACUGGGAAGUUUUACAUCCUGGAAUAUGAUCAACCCUAACAACUAUCUGGGAAAUGAGUUAUGUGUCAUCGUAUAUCUGUUUCAAUGGGUUGAUCGACCAUGCCACUCAUUGUAUUAUUUUGUGUGUUUUGAUGACACGAAGACUGGCAGUGACAAGUACAUUUUAAUCUCUCAGGCUAAGACAUGGUAUGAUGCUCAGAGAUACUGUAGGGAGCAGUACACAGACCUGGCCAGUGCCAGAGAUGCAACAGAAAACAACAUUAUAGGGAGAAAGAACUCUGGGCAUUAUAUUUGGUUUGGCCUCAACAGAGACCCCUGUAAAUGGUCAGAUCAGACCACCAACGUGUCCAUUAUUAAGUGGCAGGGUGGAAACUCUGAGGAUUACUCUAUGAAUAGAAGUUGUGGCUAUUUAUAUGGACUUCUGGCUGGUCAAGCAGAGUGCUCAAGCAUAAAGCCUUUCUUCUGUUACACAUUCCCAACAGUACAGCAGACCAUAAGCAUGAAGGUCAAGUCCAGUCAGGAUGUGAAUGAUCCUGCAAUAAUGGCGGCCAUCUUGGAGAAGAUCAAGGAGAAAAUGGAGGAUCAUGGAAUGAAUGAGAACAUAUUUGUGAAAUGGAGAGUGCAUCAAGAUGUAGUGGUGUUUCACAAGGAGAAGGAAAAUACUACUACAGUUGUGAAUAAAAAUAGGGAGGCUUGUGAACUCUAAAUCUUUAGCAUUGUCUUGAAUCACAUAUUGUUUGUAGUGCAUUAAUCACUUUUAGGUCGAUGACCUAGAGGGUAUGUAAUAUUUGAGGUGUCUUGAGUAGUAAUUUAACAGUCCCAGAGUUGCGCAUUUUCAGGCCUGGCUGGUGAGGGGUUUUGGAGGAGGGGAUGAUGCUGCAAUGCUUCAUUCUUUAAAGCUAAAAGUAAGCUAUAAUGCAAAAACUAGUAACAGUGAUAUUAUCAGGAGACACCAGGGUCCUCUCUACCAGAAUGAGGAGAACCUUAUACACCUAAAACAGCCAACAAUCAGUUUAUCAUCAGUCAUUUAAUUGAAUUUAUUUUUAACAUCAGUAAUUGAAUUGAAACCCUGACAUCUGGGCCUGGUAUUGGGAUUUUUAAAAAUGAUUUGGGGUUGGUGUAUUUGGAAGGCUUGAGGAAAAACCUGAAAGGACAGGCAACUCUGCUGGACCUUAUUUAUUAGACUAAGUGCUUUUUGCAUUUGUUGCUAUUGAAAAUAGGACUUAAGAUUUAAGAUUGUGAAACGUUGCCAAGCAUUUAAAUGGCAGCCAUAUAAUCAAGAACAAAGUUAUUUGUUGCUGUAGAUGUCAGUAGAUUAUGAGUCAUGACUUACAAAUAAAGAAA
This is a messenger RNA of Ictalurus punctatus (channel catfish), 1790 nucleotides long. RefSeq names its product putative C-type lectin domain family 20 member A. The transcript is spliced from 6 exons. Lineage: Eukaryota; Metazoa; Chordata; Actinopteri; Siluriformes; Ictaluridae. The record is from RefSeq and is a predicted model, not a curated record. The coding region runs from base 172 to 1152 and encodes 326 amino acids.